Messenger RNA from Cyphellophora europaea CBS 101466, 1350 nucleotides. RefSeq lists its product as uncharacterized. The record is from RefSeq and is a predicted model, not a curated record. NCBI's taxonomy places the organism in Eukaryota, Fungi, Ascomycota, Eurotiomycetes, Chaetothyriales, Cyphellophoraceae. The transcript has a single exon. The coding region runs from base 1 to 1350 and encodes 449 amino acids.
AUGAGCGUGGCCCGCGCCAGCCGACGCCGACAUGCUCUCGCCUUUGCCUUUUCGACCUCAAUCCGGCAUGGUGUUCAUCAGUGGAGGCAGCAGGUCGUCUCGGAUCUCAACGAGAAGGAUUCUGAUAUCAAAAGACCGCAGAACUCGAGACCAGGUUUGAAAGAUGGCAUCUUGCAACUCAAGCAUUACGCCGACAAGCCCACUUUCAUGCCCAUUAGUCUGGAGCCACUACCAAAACCAGACGUCGAUAUCCCCGAGGAGAACAGUACUCUGGCAUCCACGCGUCCUCCUCCAUUUAUACCUGCGAAGCGCGAACCCUCCGAGUCUCAAUUCUCGUACCUGCUCCGCAUCGGACGAACGUAUUGGACGUUCUACAAGACGGGCCUCAAGAAUCUGCUAGCCAAUCGCAGAGAGGUCUCAGAGCUCAAAGGAUGGAUUCACCCUUUCUCCAUUGGCGGCGUGGCGCGAUUUGGUGGAAAUCCGUACCAGACAAAACAAGGCACCGAGGUACCGAUUCCCCAUAUCUUCCGAAGGGAAUUUCAACUAUUCCACCGCACGCGAGCCGAUCUGAAGAAACUCAUUCCGUUCUCGUUGCUGCUUUUGAUAUGUGGAGAGUUCACACCCAUUGCUCUUCUGGUCCUUGGACGGCGAGCAGUCCCUAAGGUGUGCUAUCUGCCUAACCAACAACGGGAAGAGAUGGACGACAUUGUGUCUCGUUUCAAAACAUGGCGGAGAGAGAUGAAUAAGCUCACGAAAGCGUCGCGUGUUGAAAAGCCGUCGCACGCUUUUGACUUCACUCCGCGAGGGGGCCGUCUCGAGCAUCCCUGGCGCAGAGACUUGCUUUUUGGUCAUAUGGUUGGUCUUACCGGCUUUUAUCGGCUACCGUUUCCCGUCACGCGUGGGAUCUACUGGCAUUUCAUCAUGUUGCAUCGUCUACGUGACUACUGGGACACCAUCUUCUGCGACACCAUCCUCAUAAAGCGCGAGGGUGGGUUUGCGGCAAUGUCUCCCAUUGAUGUAUAUGAAUACGCUCGCCACUACGGGUCACUGUCUCUCUUCGUCAUCAUGGAACGUGAGAUCGGCAAGAAGAAUUAUGACUUUAUCGACGAAACGCUCAAGCAAAGACUGGUGCCCGUCUUGGAGCAGGAGGCCGACAUUAUGCUCAAUGAGGAUUUCACCAGGCUCACCCCAAACCUGCAUUGGGCACGUGCCUACCGCGAUUCGGCUUGUUGGGCGUCGAGUCCUGACGUUGUCAAGGCCGCCAAGCUUCUCGAAAAGUAUGAAGCAGAGGACAAAGCACAGGAAGCACUGGCAUCCAAGAAUACGACGCCUACCAAACUAAAGCUGUGA